Molecule: messenger RNA, 3282 nt
Organism: Adineta ricciae
Lineage: Eukaryota; Metazoa; Rotifera; Eurotatoria; Adinetida; Adinetidae
Source: the annotation of a GenBank genome assembly
AUGCGCUUUUCUACAAAUACGCUUUCAUCUAUUACAAGUUAUACGAAGAUGUCAGAACCUGCAGUAACUACUCCGCCAGCAAGUCCAACGCCGAAAGACGAUGAAGUGAAGAAAGCAGCGACAACAGCUACGGCUAACGCGAAGAAGUUCGAAGGUGAUGGACUUCCAUUUCGAGCCAAAUUAAUCGGAAUGGAAGAUUUAACUGUGGAUCGAGAUGAAAAAAUUUGCCUUGAUUCGAUGUUUAAAUUGAAAGCUGUUGUGCGUGCCCGUGGUGAACAUAAACAACGAAUUCAAUUGAACUUAACAAUGACGACAGUAAAAGUCAUCGAUGAGACUACUAAAGCACAAAUUGCUUGUCACGAAAUUGAACGUAUAUCGUUUGUCGUAAUUGAUCCACGUGACACUCGAGCAUUUGGAUAUAUUUAUAACACAUCGGACGACCGUCAUCAAUUUUGGGCUAUUAAAACAGAACGAGCUGCCGCAGCAACAGUACUGGCGUUGAAAGAACUUUUCGAGUUAGCUUUUGAGAAAUAUACGAAUGACGUCAAACUCAAAGAAAGCGAAAGCAAACCUUCGGAAACAACACCAGAUAGUGCUACAUCGCCAGUAUUGCCACCACCAGUUAAUGCAGGCUCGAUCAUUUCACCUUCAGCGGGAUCACUUCUGGAUGAUAAUUCAAUCUGGGAUACAACUCCGAGUCCAACGACACCACCUACUCAACCUGUUGUUGCUGCUACCGCUGCUGCUAGCAGUGGUCUAGACUUAUGGGGUACAAACGACUCCACACCAGCUGUUUCACAGAAUCAAACACCAAAAGCUGAAGAGUCUUUGGACAGCGUUUUUGGUGAUCUUUCAUUUACAACACCAUCAGCACCAUCAACAGCAACUACUGCUACAAACUCAUUACUGGACGCAUUUUCUACUCCCAUUACAACACCGCAAGCACAACUACCUAAUCUAUAUGGUAAUACCUUUGCUACACCUAUUCAACCGAAUCCAAUAAACACAAUGCCGAAUUAUCUUCAACCACAAACGCAGCAACAACGCCCAAUCACACCUACAUCAAUACUUCUUCAACCUCAACAAUCCCAAUUGAGUUCGAUGACUCCUUCGCCUAUCUCACCGACCCCUCCACCGCCGGUCACAAGUCCAUUUGCUGGUCUUGAUAUUUUAGGAGGCUUCAAUACCGGAGCAACAACUAAAACUACCAAAGAAUCAUUUUUCCCUUCAGCAGCACCCAAAACAAUACAACAAAUGCAAAUAGAAAAGCAGAAACGGACAGAGUUUUCUGCACGUGAAUUGAGAGAAUUUGUCAUUCUUCUUCAUGAAGAGUACGGCGUUGAGUUUACAGAGGAAAUCCUAUGGAAGGUAUACAAAACAAAGCCCGACAUCGAUGAUUUGAACAAAUUGAAAAAGUUUCGAGAUCAAGUCGAUCCGAAAGAUCAUGUCGAUGUUAAUUUAUGGAACCAAUUGAACAACGAUGAGAUCAAAAAGAUGCCACAAAUUAAAAGCUAUGCUGACGAGGCCACUGCAGCACGAUGGUUAGAAUGGUUCACUCGAAUUUCACAACGUUAUUCUCAAAUUGCUAGUUUACUUGAAUGGAAUUAUGAAACGAAUAUUACAUCCGAAAAUGCGAAACUAAUGAGUAAUCAGAAUCUGCUGAUGUCCCCGUUUCAACGACUGACACUACCGAUUGCAAAGAAGUUCUAUGCACAACUGAAAAAUUCGACAAACGAAGACCUGAAACGUGUUUUGAGUCGAUGUGCACGAGGUACAAUAAGUUACGACGAUAACGAAGUUAAAGUAACCUCGAAGUUGAGCUCACAGUUAGAAUCGAUCUUCGGAACGACAACUGUUUGCGAAUUGAAUAAUACGAAACAAUGUCAUACGAUUGAACCUUAUUUAACUGAAUUGAUGCAAAAAGAGAAAGAUUAUGACCGUUUGACAUGGGCAUGGGAAGGAUGGCAUGAUGCAUGCGGAAUGAAAGUUCGACCUGUUUACCUGACAUACAUCGAUUUAUUGAAUAAGAACUGUAAAGCAAAUGGUUAUAGCGAUUUGUCUGAAGAAUGGAUCGAGGACUAUGAGAUGGGAAAUGCUACCGAAUUUGAAGGUAUAUUGGAUCAAAUUCUCAAAGAUAUCACACCGUUGUAUGAGCAAAUUCAUGCAUAUGUUCGCGGUCGUCUAUGUGUGAUGUAUCCAAAUAAAUUCAAUUGUAAUGGACCUAUUCCUGGUCAUCUGCUCGGUAACAUGUGGGCUCAGAGUUGGGAAUCGCGCUUUGAUGAUUUUAUACCUUAUCCAAAUGCUCCAAUUCCAAAUAUUACUCAAGUGUUACAUGAUCAGAAGUUUUCCAUUUAUCAAAUGUAUGAAACGGCUGAACAGUUCUUCACAUCUAUCGGUCUUUAUCCCAUGACACCGAAGUUUUGGGCGCGCAGCAUGUUCAAAAAGCCGAAAGAUCGUGACGUUGUUUGUCAUGCCUCUGCCUUUGAUCUCGACUACCAUGAUGACUAUCGCACGAAAAUUUGUACGCAAAUCAACGACGAUUAUUUUUAUACCAUUCAUCAUGAAAUGGGCCAUAUUGAAUAUUAUAUGUCCUACGACGAAGCACAACCAUUUGUGUACCGUGCUGGAGCAAAUUCGGGUUUUCACGAAGCUAUCGGCGAUACAAUCGGCAUGUUUGCAACCUCUCCGGCCAAUUUAAUCAAGCUGGGCUUUUUCGAUGGAAAUGCUGUCAAUGAACAAUUUAAAAUAAACUAUCUUCUACGUCUAGCAUUGCAAAAGGUUGUCUUUCUUCCGUUUGCUUAUGCCAUGGACAAAUACCGUUUUGCACUUUUCCGUAAUCAAAUCAAUCGUAAUUAUGAAUUAAAUUCCAUGUGGUGGGCAUUACGUGUCGAAUAUGGUGGUAUCAUGGCAGCUGUACAUCGAAAUGAUGCCGUUCAUUUCGAUGCUGGGGCGAAAUAUCAUAUUCCAUCGAAUGUACCUUAUGCAAGGUACUUCAUAGCACAUAUUCUUCAGUUUCAAUUCUAUCGUGCACUUUGUCGAAUCAAAGGACAAACAAAGGAUUUGUACAUGUGUGAUAUUUAUGGCAACAAAGAAGUUGGACGAAGAUUCAAAGAAAUGCUAGCGAUGGGUUCAUCAAAAUCCUGGUCGGACAUUUUAGAACAGUUAACCGGUGAAAGAAAACUUGAGUCCAAUGCAGUACUGGACUUCUUCAAACCAUUAUACGAAUGGUUGAAAAUCGAAAAUGCAGCUAGAGGUUAUCCAGUCGGAUGGAUGCCGAAAUAA